Messenger RNA from Kwoniella botswanensis, 2589 nucleotides. RefSeq lists its product as uncharacterized. The record is from RefSeq and is a predicted model, not a curated record. Gene Ontology annotation, molecular function: GTPase activity; GTP binding. NCBI's taxonomy places the organism in Eukaryota, Fungi, Basidiomycota, Tremellomycetes, Tremellales, Cryptococcaceae. The transcript has 3 exons. Bases 1 to 2589 code for a protein of 862 amino acids.
AUGAGUGCGGUAGUUUCACCAUUACCUCAUCAACCUUUCUCCAAUACAGAGCUCUAUGUACCUUCAGGCUCGGUGUCGGCUCACGCAGAAUUACCUCCUGCUAAACCUGUUUCGGAACCACAUUCGAUCCCCUUCCCGAUAUUCCAACAUCGCCAUACAUCGCCCUAUCCCACUCCCCAAUCGUUCUCUGCCCUCGGUCCACCUACCGCUGUGAAUAUGUCUUCCCAUAUGCUAGGCUCAGUAGCCGCUCCUUCUGCACCAAAAGGUUCUCCAGUCAGUCUACCUGCUAUCACGCCCGAAGUCUCACCUCAAGUACCUCUGCCGCCUACACCUGAUCCGUCUCCGCCAACCAGUAAAAUGCUGAGUCCGACAAUGAUGAUCAAGCUUGCUCCGCCUGCCGAUGAUAGUCCUUACGAAAUCAGCUUCUUAGAACAUCAUCCAUCGCAUGUUCAGCUUUCUACUGAAUCUCGCUUUGGAUCUAACGUAACCCCUAGACGAGUUCCUGGGGUCUUGAAUUCAGACCAAACAUCGGCCGUCGAGACUCCCCCGCCACGCACUAGGUCGAAAAGCGGUUUAGAACCUAUACCUCAAACAGCUCCUGCAAAAGUAUCUUCGGAAGGUAAAGCUCCCAGACCGAAAUCAAUGGGUCCACCUCCUCGACCUAGAAGAAGUCAUACCGCCUAUCCUGCACCCCAGUCAGUGAAGAUGCAAGAAAGCCGAAGUGCAGAUUCCAGAGCGAAAUUGCGAAAUCACAUACCGCCUUUACCCCGCCAAGCAUCCCAUGGUCCAAUAGGUUCACAAGGUCUGACGAGAGCUUUGAGUGAUGCUAGUGCCAAUACGCCCCCGCGUAUAGGUUCUAUAUCGUUAUCAGCAAAUAACAACGAUAUGCCCCCACCAGAUCUAGGAGGUCCAGAUGGUUUAGAAGCUAAAGUCGUCUUACUUGGUUCUCAAGGUGUUGGAAAGACUUCUCUGAUCCUGAGAUAUACCACCAAAAUAUUUUCGCCUACUCCUGCUCCCGCCACUAUAGGAUCUUCCUUACAUACAAGAAAAUUAAUACAUGAUGGGACGAGGGUAAAAUUGCAAAUUUGGGAUACAGCCGGACAAGAGCGAUUCAGAUCAAUGGCGCCGAUUUAUUAUCGAGGUGCACAUGUCUGUGUUCUGGUCUAUGAUAUUUCAGAUAGACAGAGUUUCCAAGAUGUAAGAAGUUGGUUGGAAGAGCUGGGCAGGACUGUACCGAAGGAAACAGUUAUUUUCGUCGUUGGGGCGAAGAUAGAUUUGAGCAAAGAUAGAGUGAUAACUUUUGAGGAAGCCCGAUCAACCAUUAGAACAUGGCUCAAACCAUCGCCUGCCCCAGAACCUACCAUCGUUCUCUCCCCACCACCCCGAUCGGUGUUCAGAGCAUCAACGACCAUUCAUCGAAAUGCAUCCCCUGCUCCUUCCGACCAAAAUUUGAAUAGCGCCGGACCACCCGUACGAUCUCACUCCUACGGUGCUCUUUCGUCAUUAGGUCAAUCGACGCCUCCCGUCCCAGCUCCUCGACCAACCGAGACUUCUCGUCAACCUAGUCCUGGCCUACCAUUCCCCAUGCCCAAGACCACCUCUGCCAACAGUGCUCGAAGUAAACUUACACCUGUCAAAGUGAAAACCUCCUCAUCACCUCCAUCUGUGAGAUUCCUCUCACCUACCUCACCGUCAAAACUCGCCUUCCCCUCACUUCAAUCACCUAUCAAACCUACUUCAGCUACUUUUACAGACCCGGUUGGACCCCAGAUCACCCCUGCAUCAGCAAUGAUGGGCCAUCGAUCGAGCCGAUCCAGUCGUUUCUCUAUAUCUGGUGUAUUGGGAUUAUCCCGCACGACUAGUUUCUCAGGUGCCGCUUCUUCCCUUGCUCAACUGGCCGAAGUGCCAACUUCUCCUAGACAAUCACAUGAUAGUUCACGUACCUCUGACUCACCCAGACCUCGAUAUGAUAGUACACCGUUGUCGAACAACCCUUAUGAGAAUGGAUAUGGCAGUAGGGACAGAAGGAAAUCUGAAGAUUGGUCUUCAAGAUCCUGGAAGAUGGGUCAGGGACCUGGUGCGGCCGAGACUUUAGGAGAAUUUGGAGAUGGUGUGAAGAAGAAACAAUCUGGUGAAUUACUUGUAACACCCUUGUCUGCUAGUACAGGAUCUGGAUCAGGCUCAGGCUCUGUGUCCGCAUCGGGUUUUAAGAAACAGCAGUCUUCGUCGGCUGGGGGGAAUAGGAGUAGAGGAGGAAGUUUGGGUAGAGAUCCAAGAUUAUACGGUGAUGGGUCUGAACAGCCUUUCAGAGGUGCGGGAUCUCGUCAGGAGGAAGAGGAACAUGGAGAAGGUCUAGCCUGGGGUGUGGAUGUUGAAGGUAUAAGAUUAGGGGAAUGUAGCGCUCUGUCUGGACAAGGCGUAGAAGCAUUGUUCAAAUCUAUCACUUCUCUAUUGGUAGAGAAGAAGGAUAAGAUCGAAAGAGAGAGGGUCUUGAGAAAGAAGAACAGCGUGAUGCUUGUCGAUCCCACCAAUGAUGGGGAAGUUAAUGUGGAAGGGAAUGAUAAAGGUGGUUAUGGAUGUUGUGCAUGA